AUGUUGCCUCCCUCUCCUCCCUCGUCCCGCCUCAUGUGCCCUCCCCGAGACUACAGUGACUGUGUCGGAAGGAGGAGGGUGGUGUUGGAAUGUGCCACCGACGGCGCCACGGCAACCAUCUCUUGGUCCCACACCUCCCUCGUCUCCCUUCCUAACAACAGCUAUAUUCUGCCGGCAGGACCUCUGGUGAUAGAGAAUGCCACCGUUGCUGACAGCGGUCACUACGCCUGUAGUCUAUUUGACUCCAAUGGCGCGUUUGUCGCUGCUGCCUUUGCCCCUCUCACCGUCACAUCAUCUCCCACAGUUACAGUAACAGGGUUGGAGACGGUGACAGAAGGCUCACAUCUCUCCCUCUCUUGCUCAGUCACCUCAACUUCUCCAGACCCAGUGACAGUAGUGUGGUUCAAAGGUCAUGUGGUCCUCCCGUCGUCCCAACACGACACCAUGGGAACCGUCAUCAACACAUUCUCCCGGGACUCCGCCCACCCCAACGACACCGGACUCUACCAGUGCAUGGCCUACGACUCUGCCGGGUGUGGUCGUGCAGUCGCCAUGGUAACAGUUGAAGCCACACCCCCAACGACCUCACCCCCGCCUCCGCUGACAGUCUCGGCUACUCUCCUCAACAGUACCUUUGGUCGCUGUACGGUGGUUGGAGAUAUAGCAAACAUGGGCAUUACGUUUGGAGUAUGGGAGAUGGAUGGGGAGAUACUCGACUACUUCAGCAGCACAGACGGAAACAGCACACACAUCGUGAAGGACACUCAAUUCUCUGCAUCGGGGCUGUACAUCUGCAAGGUUUUGCUGGUGUCCAGCGACAGCAUCAGCGACUCUGUGCUCUAUUUACAGCCCACCUCACCCCCACCGCACUCGACUGUUGUUGAUGCCACGCCUACCUCCUCGUCGCCCGUGGCAACAUCCCUCCCCUCUCCUCCUCCGCCAAGUUCUCCGGUAACGGUCUCGGUCAGUGUGGUAGGGUCAGUAGCCCACUGCAUCGUGCGCGGCGAUAUCUCUCUCGUCUUCACCGGACUCUGGUUGCUGGACGGAGACCUACACGGACAAUUCCUAGUCCCUUCUGGCUCCCUGUUGGUCUUCUUCACGUCCACACACCUCUCGGAGGCGGGAACCUACACGUGUCAGGUGGCGCUCACCACGGGGAUUUUCGUCACGGAUUCAGUGGACUAUUUGGUUGUAGCCACUUCGGUCCCUCCAGUGGAAGUAACUUCUUCGUCUGUGGAUCAACCAAGUCCAACCUCCUCCCCUACGGUGCCUCCUCCUAGUCCUCCAGUUACAGUCACUGUCACGGUGUAUGGUUCCAUGGUCCACUGCGUCGUCCAGGGUGACCUCUCUCUCAUCUUCACCGGUCUCUGGCGGGUGAACGGAAACAUCAGGGAGUAUGUCCCCGCUCCCCCUGACACCAACGUACCGUUACUCUCGUAUUCAACCGACCUGUCUGAGGACGGUACCUACACAUGUGUGAUAGCUCUCACUGGAGGUCUUUUGGUCGAGGACUCCGUGGACGUUCUCCUACCGACCACCCCACCAUCUCCUUCUCCCUCCCCCACGGAACCUGCUCUGUAUGUCGCUCUGACCGUCCAGAAGCUAUCGACCAGCGUCAAGUGCAUUGUAGACGGAGACAUCGAUGCCAUCACUACCUCUCUGUGGAUUGUUCACCGCGAAGAUGGAGUCUUGUCUAACUUUCCUUUCAGUGUCGACACGUCGAGGUCGUUUUUCUACUCAUCUCUCCCACUGUCUAUGUAUGGCACCUACACAUGUCACGUUACCCUGUCCAACGAGGAAUGGCUGACUGGAUCUGUUGAGCACCCGCCCCCUCCCUCCCCCUCUCCCUCCCCCUCCCCCUCCUCGACUGUUCCAACACUCCCGCCGGUUGUCGAUCUUCGUCGUAUCGAGGGUGGCUACAUGGUUUGCAGAGUUGAUCUUGCUCGGAACGAAAUAUCGAACAUGAUGUUUUCUCUUGACGGGAUCCCAAUUAACGGAGAGCCGGUGUUUGGAGAGACUACAGCGGCACUGACGACGCUCGCAACGGACCCCGGCACGUACCUCUGCAUCGUGACCACGACAGAUGGGCGGAUCCUCACCGCGCAAUACGACGUCACUCCUCCCCCUACCACGCCCACGAUCCUUCCUCCGCCCGCCUCGUUGACGGCAGAGUGGGUGUACAGGGACGAUGGGAUUCUGGGGAACGUUCGAGUGACGUGGGAGGAGCCGGCGCUGACUGUGGGGCUGUUGGGAUACAAGAUAAACUGGGAUCCUCCUGCACUUGUUGAGAAAGUUGGUAGAAAGUUCCUGGGGAGAGAGGUGUACCAGUACACCAUUACCACUGAUUUGGACGUGGAGCUGCCCUACGUCAUUCUAGUGUGGGCCUUCACCAGCAGCGGAGACCAGGAGGCAGCACGCUACGAACUACCUCCAGCAAUUGUGGUACCACCCCUGUGUCCAGAGCCCUGUCCCUCUUCCAGCGUCCUCCCCUCUCCCUUCCCUCUUCCUCCUCUGAUUCUAACAGACUGUGAGGCAGUCUCUCCCAACUCUGCCACUCUCUCCUGGCAGAUCAACAAGAGAGAGAAAGAGAUGGUAGAAGUGAGCUACGGGUGUCAGGCGGCCGGCACCAACCACUCCACCACUCUCCCACUGGACGCGAGCACGUCGCUCACUCAGCUCCUCCCCAACUGCCGCUACGUCGUCCGGUACCAGUCCGACUCCUGUGUCCUGACCACACCCCCUGGACCAAUACCGGCAAAUUUCAAUGUGACAUUAGUCGAUGGAGCGUUAGUGGUGACGUGGUGGGGACUUCCCCCUGAGCUGGGCGGGGUCUCCGAUGAGGGUGUCAAGGUGGAGGUGAACGUGAGUGGAGAGUGGGUGGAGGUGGGCGGAGAUAAUCCCCACACCCAUUAUUCAACCACACCCGGCAGAAAUACCAUUCAUAUCAGGUUCUCAAUCGGAGAAUGGAGCUCCAUACUCUCCGUCCCUGUGACCACCCCCACAACUAACGAGACCACGCCUACCCCGACAGACACACCCACAACUAACGAGACCACGCCCACCCCGACAGACAAGACGACGGACUCCUCCCCAUCUCUGGAGGACCAGGUGUUCUUGUAUGGGACGGUGAUAGCAGUGGCCGUCCUAGUGUGUGUGGUGGUGGUGGUUGUCAUCCUGGGCUCAAUGACGGACCACAGGCUGUACCAGAAACAGCAGUUCCACAGAAUGAGUUUGGAGAAGUCGUCUCUCAAGAAGCAGACCCCCUAUUCCAAUGGACUCAACGGAAGUAGCACACGUGCGGAAGGGUGUAAGAUGAGCGGGCUCGACUCUGAGGGGGUUUUCGCGCGGAAACUGGCUUCCAACGACUCGAGAACGAGGGCAAAGACGCUCCGCCGUCUCAAGAAGUGGAUGACUGCUCGCUGCGAGAACGGUUUCACAGAGCUCCAGAUGAUGAAGCUGUGGAGAGGGCUCCACGUCUGUAUGUGGCACUCUGACAAGCCACUGGUGCAGGAGGAACUGGCAGAUAGCCUGGCAUCCUUUAUUCACGUACUGGAGGACAGGGAAGUUGUUCUGCUGUUCAUAAAGUGUUUCUUUGCAAUAAUGGUACGAGAGUGGCACGGUAUCGACCGACUGAGACUGGACAAGUUCUACAUGAGGUGCGUUCUUUUCUCUCUGUCCAGUUAUGUGAAGUCACUGGCAAAGGUUCUUGCAGCUGGUCCACUGAACCCUGACCUCAGUAAGACGUGCAGUGGAAUACAGCUGCAUGUUCUGGAGGUCUAUCUUCCUGAGCUCCUGGCUGUCGCCGCAAACUCCGUGAUACCAGGAGACUGUUCGUGUUGGCUCCUACAGCCUUGCUGCGAUCUUCUCGCCGGAACCAAGGAUCCAGUGGUGGCAGAGGUGGUCGAGUCAAGAGUCCUCUCACAGCUCGUGGUCGGCAAGAAAGCCAGCAAACUCAACGUGGAUGCACAUGUGAUGUCAGAGAUGCUGCUGGGACUGGCGAUCAGGAGAGACACGGUCAGUCGAAACAGACGAUCUCUCUACCAUCUCAGACAGAGGUUCCAGGACUUCGCCAAACACCAGCAGGAACAGGUGACGGAGACAUCCGACCAAUCAGAUGAGGGCAUUGAGGUCGAUGUGGCUGGGGAAGUGAUGGAGAGCGAAGAGAGAAAGAGAGACAGAGCUGGUAACAAGGAUGAUAAAAUGAAGAAAGAAGAUGAGGAAAGCGAAAUGGAGGAGUUGGAGGAUGAGGAAAGGGUAGAGAAAGAGGGGGGAGGAGGAGGAGGGGGAGGAAAUGGCGAAAGAGGAGGAUGAGGAGGAAGAGAGGGAAGUGAGGAAGGAGAUGAAGGUGAAAAGGACCACCUGUGGAGCGCAGAGAUACAGAGACAAGCUGGAACUAGCUCGACUGAUAAGGAGGAGGUUGAGGAGGAGGAAGGCAAGGGGGUGGGCAUGGGGAAAGAGAGUGGUGGUGAACUACGGUGUAUGGA
Messenger RNA from Geodia barretti, 4484 nucleotides. The record is from the annotation of a GenBank genome assembly. NCBI's taxonomy places the organism in Eukaryota, Metazoa, Porifera, Demospongiae, Tetractinellida, Geodiidae.